This is a messenger RNA of Harmonia axyridis, 3893 nucleotides long. RefSeq names its product lachesin (gene DIP-delta). The record is from RefSeq and is a predicted model, not a curated record. Gene Ontology annotation, cellular component: neuron projection. NCBI's taxonomy places the organism in Eukaryota, Metazoa, Arthropoda, Insecta, Coleoptera, Coccinellidae. The coding region runs from base 210 to 1481 and encodes 423 amino acids. The transcript has 9 exons.
UUUCAUGUUUGCGUACAGUUGCAGUUUUCUCUCGUCAGCCGUGGCUUGUGCUGCGUCCCUUCGCGCAGUUUUGUUCACCACCAUGCGAUCUCAUUCAUAAUAAAAGCGUGCAUCUGAAUCGCUCUCGCUACAUUUUUGACGCGUCCACCUCGUACGGCCCGAACUUUUAUUGACUCUUUCCCGGAAGUUUGUCGAGUUGAUGCAGAGUUAUGAGACGGAAGACGGAUAGCAGAUACAUCGUUGUGGUUAUUAUUUACAUCGUGACUAUCAUUAGCCAAGCGAUGACCGAUGAUCCCAGAUUUGCAGAGCCUAUUCCAAAUGUAACCGUGGCUUUAGGAAGGGAUGCUAGUUUACCUUGUGUUGUAGAGAAUCUUGGAACUUAUAAGGUGGCCUGGAUUCACAUAGAUCGUCAGAUGAUUCUGACAAUCCACCGUCAUGUAAUUUCAAGAAUAGCUCGAUUCAGCGUGUCCCACGAUAAUGCCAAGACAUGGCUUCUGCACGUCAGCAGCGUACAACAGGAAGAUAGAGGUUACUACAUGUGUCAAGUGAACACAAAUCCGAUGAUUAGUCAAGUAGGAUAUCUCCAAGUUGUAGUUCCCCCGAAUAUCAUCGACGUCGAAAGCACGCAAUCAACUGUUGCAGUUCGUGAAAAUCAGAAUAUUAGCUUAACGUGCAGAGCAGAUGGAUUUCCCACUCCGAAGAUAAUGUGGAGGAGGGAGGAUGGUCAGGCAAUUUCGGUGGAGCGGCGCAAAAAAGUGAAUGUCUACGAUGGGGAGAAACUAAAUCUUACACGAAUCAGCAGAACAGAAAUGGGAGCCUACCUCUGUAUAGCCACAAAUGGUGUGCCACCGUCUGUAAGCAAACGUAUAAUCGUCGACGUUGAAUUCUCUCCGAUGAUAUGGGUACCAAACCAGCUGGUGGGUGCCCCGGCAGGCACUGACGUCACAAUAGAUUGUCAUACCGAGGCCUAUCCAAGAGCCAUUAGCUACUGGGUCUACGACAACGUUAUGCUGUUGCCAACGAAGAAGUACGGCACGGAGACGAUGGAGAACAGCUACAGAGCGCACAUGAAACUGACGGUGCGAAACCUACAAACCGGCGACUUCGGCAACUAUCGAUGUAUCUCCAAGAAUUCUCUGGGGGAAACUGAAGGCUCCAUCCGACUAUACGAAAUUCCAAUGCCGUCUGCUCCACCAAAGGCAACAGAAAUGAAAAGUUUCUCCAACAAAGAAUAUAUAUCAAAACGCAAUGUGAGCAGAUCCGUUACCCAAGACGAAAAACCGAAAGUUAUAAUGGUAUCUUCCUCAGAAAAGGAGAUGUAUCAACAUCCACCAGAAGAGGAUACAGGCCUAGGGCUGUACUUUCCAUCAGGUUCCAAAACCUCAGAUGGAUCCAGUACUCAAGAGAUAUUGCUCCUUCAGUGUCUCAUUGUGAUUCUUCAUUACUUUCUAUCUACCAACCUCUUUGUUCCUCCAAAUUAACCAUAUCAUGUAACACCUAAUCUAAAUGGUAACAGUUAUAUGAGAAGAAUUGAUUGCUCAGCUUCAUUCAGCUUUUUUUGAAAGAAAGUUCACAAUACAAGCUGAAUAUAUUUUUUGAAACAAAAUUUUGCUAGUUAUGGUAAAAAAGUUAUUGUGAAAUCAAUAUGGAAAUCUGAAAAACAUGGUAAUUUUGGAUGUACUUUGAGUACACACGAUGAAAAAUCAGUUCGGGGAUACAUUUAGAAUUUCCUAUCCAUAACAUUUUGAAGGUAUCGUCAUCAUACACACGAUACCCCUAAUUUACAUCUUGAAUGGUCCUAAUAUGAGCUGCUAUUUUUCAUCGUUCAACUCAACAUAUCAUAAUUUAAGAAGACAUCUACGAAAAUGUAAAUUAAUCAACUCAUAUCAAAAUCGAAACAGAUCUACAGCGCUGUGAAUUUGAUUCGAAAAAAAAAUGAAAUCGAAACAUACCUCUCCCAAUUGCAUCCAUCAAAAUAGAUUUCUCACAAUUUCGCGACUGAUACGGGAUUACAUGUUAUUCAAAGUACUGUCAGAAUAGAUUUACGAAUGAAUGUACAAGCUAGAUUCGAAAGAUUGGGUUCUCUAGGGAAGCAUAUGACAACCUUUCUCAAAAGGAGAUGUAUGCUUCGGGAUUCAGAUUUCAAUCACUAAAAUCAUUCCAAGGAAGAUUUUUUCAUUUUAUACGUUUCUCAAAUCAAAUAGAUCAAUAUAAUUGUUUUUAUUCCCAAGAAUAAUAUUCCACCUAUACUCUUAAGAGGUGCAUAAUGUGUAUAUUUGCACGUAGGAAGCAGAGUCCACUAAGUUCGAGCACUCGCUGCAACUGGUGAGUUUUGAAAGCAACCUGGUAAGAAAUUAAACAUUCAGUUUUUCCUUAGAUCUUGGUUAUAACAUAUCAAAUUUCUGUAGUAGUUUAAAUGUAGGCCUUGAGAAUAAUGAACAAUAUUUCUGACCAGAUUGUUCCUAUAUAUUGUAAAAAUUACCUAUAGAAGAAGAGCUUCAUGUGAAUUGAUGUAAUUAGCACAAUUUUUCAUUGUAAUUCGUUAGGAAUCUUUGUUCGUUUUCAAUAGAAACGUAUCAGAGUACACAUGUGUCUCAUAAAAAUGCUUCAUAAAAUUCUUCGAACUAAUCAAUCAAAAAAAUUUUCCACUGUAAAUAACAAUAAAAUAUUUUGUGUAUUCAAGAUAUGUUCGUGCCAUGAAAAAAAAAACCUAUUUUCAGUAUUUUGAGGAAAAUAAUUCGGAGUAUCAUACAGUCAUCAGAAUAAAUAGUGUGAAAAUCAAAGAAGCCAAAAAUAAUUGAAAAUAAUGCCCUGAUGAGAGUUGUCUGCAACAUACAUUUAUGUAUCGCUCUACCUACGAUUUUGAAAUUAUAGCAUCUUACGUGUUUUCCAUAUAAAAGAUUCGAGUUAAAUGAUAAUAGCCUCGAGGAUGGUUCAAACAUAAUGGAAACGUCAGCAAAAUUUCAUUCAAUAGAUUUCAUUCAUCCUUGAUUUCUACCAAUUAAUUAACUUAUAUCUAAUAAGAAUGUCGGACUGAUAGAAAAAUAGAUUAAAAGUUAACCACAGGGUAAUCUUCGGGCAUCAAAGUUGAGUAGUAAUACAUUACACAGCACAACGAUGACAACCAAAAAAAAAAACAGAGAUUUCAAUCUACCAGCAGUAUUGAGACUAAAACAUAGGUAGUGCGAUACCCAGCAGAGAGAUAGCUAGUUUUCAUUUUUAUGUUGGGUUAUACAAUAUUGAUGAGCUCUAAAAAGAGCGAAACCAGUCUAUCGCUACUCCCCUUCGAUAACAUCCCGACUCCAUGUAAUUAACUCUCAACUCAAAUAUUUGCCAGUCCGAUCGAUAUUCUUAUUAUAUAAACCAUUUGCUGAAUUUUUGUGAUAUUAAUUUCAUUGGUGAUUCAGAUAGAAUCUCAAAUAGGUCGAAAUACCAACUAAAUUAAUGGAUUUCUCAGAAAGUCAACCUUUCUGAAAUAUCAACAAAUACAAGCUGAACGCUGAUGUCAUUCUCAAGAAGGAAUGAAUGAUUAUCUUAAUUUGAUGUUGACUGACAAGGGCAGGUAGGGGAUGAUAUAUUAAUUAACUCAAGACUACCAAGCAGAAUGAUUCAUUAAAAUGAAUUGCGUGAUAAUUGCUGAUGACUGUGAAGUAUGACGAAAGAUGUAAUAGUCUUCAAGAGUGCCAAAUUUUAUGGAAACAUUUUUUCAAUUAUCUAGUGUUCAGUUGACGGUGUAGCAAUAAACGAAGUAUUUCUAUAUGUCUGAUCAGAAUUUCAAAUAAGAUUUUGAACUAUGAGAGUAACAUUACGUAUAUUGCUACGAUUGUUGAAAUAUUUGGAUAUAAUUGAUGUAAUAACGAUAUUAAUGUCAUUUUAUGUUUAUAGCAUCUGCA